AGAGAGAGAGAGAGAAAGAGAGAGAGAGACGCCAGUCCCAUUAUCAUACAAGAGGUGAGGGAAGCUAACUCAGUUUGGUAAUCAUCACACCACUUCUCCAUCGGAGAGCCAGUGAGGAACACCAUGGAGAAGGAAAUACCCGUCACCUUCGAAGAGAAGGCAGAGGUGAACCCACGCGUAGGAAAAACGGUUCUCGUUAAGCCAGGCGAUACGAUAUUACCGAUCAAGUAUAAAAGUUAUGCCAAGGCCAUCUAUAACUUCGAAUACAAAGGUGAUGAUGUCUGCUUGUUCACUUACCCCAAAAGUGGCACGACCUGGGUGGCCGAAAUCAUCUGGGCCAUGACGCACAUAGAUGAACUUCAAAGGGCGUUGACCGAGAAUCUUAGUCAGAGAUAUUUUUUCAUAGACAAUGAUUUCGUGCAAGAGUUACCAAUGGAAGGACACAUAGAAAAACUGAAAGCCAAAUGUCCCGGUGCAAAGGAAGACGGAGUAAUCAUGCAAUUGGCAGCACUGGAGAAAGGACGCCGGCUAAUAUGGAGUCACCUGCCUUUUGACCUCCAGAAUCCGGAUAUCCUCGAUAAAUGUAAAGUCGUUAGCGUAAUGCGUCAUCCAAAGGACAACAUGUUCUCCCGAUACAUGUUUUUUAAAAAGUUCGUGGACAUCGGCCUUCCAAAUAUGGCCUGGACUUUCAUGACCGGGAAUCCGAUCUAUGGCAAUUACUGGCAUCACGUCAGUGAGGCCUGGAAAAGGAGGAACCAUCCCAACUUGCACAUCAUGUUCUACGAGGAUAUGAAAGUGGACAUCAUGGCUGAACUCAAGAAGCUGAACGAGUUUUUGGGAACGAACUUGAAUGAAGAACAGCUGAAGGAGGUCGCCAAACACACCAGCUUCGACAACAUGAGACAGAAUCCUACAAUGACGAUGACCUCCGGAAGACUUCAAGGAUCCUUCUUCCACAAGGGCGAAGUGGGUUCCUCGAAGGGACAACUUCCACCGGAACUCGAUGCUCAGAUGGAUGCUUGGAUCAAGGAAAAUGCCUUGAAAGUGGACCCCGCCUUCAAAUACCUUUCUUAAAUAAACAUGUAGAAAAUUAAACUACUUUUUUUUUUCUUUUACUCAAACCUAGACCC
Molecule: messenger RNA, 1130 nt
Organism: Macrobrachium nipponense
Lineage: Eukaryota; Metazoa; Arthropoda; Malacostraca; Decapoda; Palaemonidae
Product: luciferin sulfotransferase-like
Exons: 5
Coding region: 124-1074 (316 amino acids)
Biological process (GO): sulfation
Cellular component (GO): cytoplasm
Molecular function (GO): sulfotransferase activity
Source: RefSeq, a predicted model, not a curated record